Messenger RNA from Telopea speciosissima, 1557 nucleotides. RefSeq names its product solute carrier family 25 member 44. The record is from RefSeq and is a predicted model, not a curated record. Lineage: Eukaryota; Viridiplantae; Streptophyta; Magnoliopsida; Proteales; Proteaceae. Gene Ontology annotation, biological process: transmembrane transport. The transcript is spliced from 6 exons. Bases 228 to 1193 code for a protein of 321 amino acids.
GGUUCCUUGUAGUCUUUCUCUUCACGUCAUCUGAAAUCUGAAAAUUCGUCCAUCGAGCUCUAAUGUUUUUGACAACUCGCUCAAUAGUUACGGUUAUAAGAAGUCCUCCAAUUUGGGAUAUUGAAAAUUAUAAAAAGGAAUUAUUCCGAAGAAAUGGGUGUUGAUUCGUUGUGAAUUUCAAAGUUUUCGUGAGGUUUUCUUUUCUUUCUUUUCGAGCUGAAUCUUCAAUGGCUUCUCGACCUCAAUCGUUCGGCCAAACGGAAAUUAACUGGGACAAGCUCGAUAAAACUAAAUUUUAUGUCGUAGGAGCUGGCCUGUUUACAGGACUUACUGUGGUGCUGUAUCCAGUCUCUGUUAUAAAAACAAGGCUACAGGUUGCUUCAAAAGAUUCUAUUGAGAGAAAUGCAUUUUCCAUUGCCAGAGGAAUACUGAAAACAGAUGGAAUUCCUGGUUUGUACAGAGGGUUUGGUACGGUCAUCACUGGUGCAGUCCCUGCCAGGAUUAUCUUUCUUACUGCUCUGGAGACCACAAAAGUGGCUGCAUUCAAGGUUGUUGAACCGCUUAAGCUUUCUGAACCAUCAGAGGCAGCCAUAGCAAAUGGGCUUGCUGGCAUGACAGCAUCAUUAUUUGCUCAGGCAGUGUUUGUUCCAAUAGAUUUGGUUAGCCAAAAGUUGAUGGUGCAAGGAUAUUCAGGUUAUGCGACGUAUAAUGGGGGCCUGGAUGUUGCUCGUAAGAUUCUAAAAUCUGAGGGAAUUCGAGGAUUCUAUAGAGGAUUUGGGUUAUCAGUUAUGACAUAUUCGCCAUCUAGUGCUGUAUGGUGGGCCAGUUAUGGUUCAAGCCAGCGCUUCUUGUGGAGCAAGAUCUUAGGCAAUGAGACUGAACAAAAUAAGGAACGUGUUCCCAGCCUUAUGACAAUAGUGUUAGUUCAAGCAACAGGAGGAAUUUUUGCUGGUGCUGUGGCAUCCUCAAUCACUACACCAUUGGAUACCAUUAAGACUAGACUACAGGUAAUGGGGCAUGAAAAGAGAGAAACUGCAAGGAAGGUAGUCAAAAGAUUGAUUGCUGAAGAUGGAUGGAAAGGUUUCUAUAGAGGAUUGGGUCCAAGGUUUUUCAGCAUGUCAGCGUGGGGAACCUCAAUGAUCUUAGCCUAUGAAUAUCUAAAGCGUUCGUGUGCGAAGGGUGAAUAUGUUUGAAGCUAUUAAGUGGCCACAGCACCUAUUAUUCUUUCUUUGUGAACCAUAGAAUUGAGCUCUCCAGGACUGGUUGGGGAUUCAAAAUUCUCAGCUCGUCAUUCACUGUGGCUGUAUUGGUUACACAAGAGGCAUCUUUUCUUGCACCAGAUCGAGAAAAUGUGACACUGCUAUUCAAAUGGGGAAUUAACAUACCACAGCGGUGAAAUUGGAGCCAAUUCUUUUCAAGUUAGGUUAUGAAUUUUUGGUUCAUAACAUUUUUUGCUGUAUACCUAUGUAUUUUGGUCUCUUGUUUUCUUUGAUAUUUCAACACCUUAGAUUUACAAAUCAUAAGUGGUGCUUCCAGCUCCAUGUAGGGAUGUAAAAG